ACCAUGGAUGUCGCGGGAAGACUUGUGGACUGGGAUGUUUCGUCUCCUUUUUCGCCCUUGUCACACAGUGUCCGCGUUCUGGAAACCAUGAACAAACACAGGAAAGAUUGCCUUAAGCUGUGUGAUGUCGUUCUUAAAAUUGGAGACGAACAUAUUCCAACUCACAGGGCGGUAUUGGCAGCCUGCAGUUCGUACUUCUACGCCAUGUUUACGAGCGAUCUGGUCGAGAGCCGACAAAAAGUUAUUACCAUGAAAGAUAUAGACGCCUCUGUGAUCCAAAUGUUAGUGGAUUUUGCUUACACGGGAAAGCUUGAUGUCAAUGUUGAAAAUGUACAAACCAUAUUGUCAACGGCAUCGUUGGUGCAAUUUCACGAAGUGCGAGAUUUAUGCUGUCAAUUUUUGGAAACACAGUUGGAUCCUUCGAACUGCUUGGGAAUCAGGAAAUUUACGGAAACUCAUGGCUGUACUAAUUUCCUAGAAGUUGUGGACAAUUUUGUGUUGGAAAACUUUCGGGAUGUUAUGAAAUCAGAGGAAUAUGCUUUGCUACCGAGUGAGUUACUGGUGAAAGUGGUCUCAAGCGAUGACUUGAACAUAAUUGCUGAAGAGGAAGUGUAUGAAGCUGUUAUGUCUUGGGUAAAGCAUGACCUAAACAAUCGCGUGAAACAACUCCCUCAUUUGAUAGAGUUCGUUCGAAUGCCUUUGAUUUCAAAACAUUACCUCCUGGACCGAAUUGAUGCAGACAACUUGAUACGCUCCAAUUUGAAAUGUAGAGAUUUAUUGGAUGAAGCGAAGAAGUAUCAUCUGAUACCUGAGCAGCGAGGACUGUUUCGCACAGAUCGUAUGAAACCCAGAAAAUCUAUGAUGGGAACAUUAUAUGCGGUUGGAGGAAAAGAAGCCGGGGAAACUAUUUCAAAUACAGUGGAGUGCUACAGUUUACAAACAAACAUUUGGCAGCAAGCCCCACCACUUAAUGUCCCAAGGCAACAACUUGGUACUGGAAGUUUAGGAGGCUUCCUGUAUGCUGUUGGUGGUUCAGAUGGGUAUUCGCGUUUGAGCACAGUGGAACGCUUUUCAUUAGAGACAAACCAGUGGAUGUAUGUCAAGGCACUUAAUACUAGUCGCUCUGGUGUUGGAGUUGGUGUUCUUGGUGAAGCAAUGUAUGCAAUGGGUGGUUAUGAUGGGCGAUCAUGUUUAAAAACAGUUGAAAGAUAUGACCCACUGGUUGAUAUCUGGAGUUUUGUUGCACCUACAAAUAUUACCCGCAGCUUCCCUGGAGUGGCACAGCUUGGAGACCUCAUCUUUGUGAUUGGUGGUAACGAUGGAGUCUCAUUCCUCAACUCAAUUGAAUGCUAUGAUCCUCAUACAAACAGAUGGACUCUUCUACCCCCCAUGAGUCGGCCCAGGGCUGGGAUUGGAGCUGCAGCUUUAGAUGGUUACAUCUAUGCUAUUGGUGGUUUUGAUGGUGCAUCAAGGCUUGAUAUAGUUGAGAUGUUUGAACCCCGUAAGAAUGCAUGGAUAGAAGUUGCUCCUCUCAAUUCAUGUCGUGAUGGUGUUUGUGUAAUGACCUAUGGUUGCUGGGUUUAUGCCGUUGGAGGUAUUGAUGGUCCAUCAUAUCUUAACACAGUGGAGGCCUAUGAUCCAAGAAAUGACCAAUGGGAAGAUGUAGUUCCUAUGACAAGAUGUCGGGCUGCAGCAGGGGUUGCAGUUUUACACAGCCCUGUUUAAUAUAUAAGUGAUGGAAUAUAAUCUUUGUGGAAUGGUUUGGGUUUAGGGGAAUUUUAGGUAGUUAUGUCGAAUGUUGACACACAGAAGAAUUCUUUCAACCUCAAGUGUUUGGAUGAGACCAUUAAAACACAGGAAAAGUCCCCUGUUGCUUUUAGAAAAUAUUUCUCAGAAUGAAGUCAAAACUAAAACUUCACAAACAUGCUUAUCGACUUAUAUCUGAACACAUCAAUUAACAAAAAGAGAAAAUAAGGUAUCUGUCAUUUUGUAAAAUUUCAUCUUCAUUAAAUAUGAACCCUUAGUAAAAGCUAUUUGCUUUAAUAAUAUAUUAAAUAGGAAAAUUCUUUCAUCACGUAUGUCUAUUUGUAAAAGUUUAAUAUGUUGUUUCUUUCUUUUGGUAGUCAGUUAAAUUGUAUUUUUUGAGCAAAAUCCAAGCUUAAUCCUUUUUAAUGUGGUGUCAUUACUUAGUUGUAGACAUAAGCUUUUCCUGCCAAGACACGCUCAGUUGUUGCACCACCAUGUUGCAUCUUUUUUAUAACCAAUGUCACCUAACUAACAGAAGCAAAUAGCGCUGCCUUUCAUUUUUAAGUUUGCAUUGCAACAAAAUUUGUCUGCAGAUUCAUAUUCUGUAUAAAAUAUGAUUGUAGUUGGUUGUUUUUGCUAGUAAGAAUUCAAGGGUUGGGUUCAUCAUCCCUGUUUAUUGCAGUUCCUUGAAAUACUCGAGUCUGAUUGUCACAAAAAUUUUAAUCAUUUUUAUGUUUGGUACAUUUUUGCAGAUCAAUUCCAAUCUGGCAUACAAUGCAGUAUGUUUGUAUUUGCACUUAAUGAAAUUUUUCUGACCCUAAUUCCAGUUUGGACACCAGUGUCCACCUUUUAAAAAUUGUUUAUCUAGAACCUGUAAUAAUAAUAAUAAUAAUAAUAACAACAACAACAAAACAAUCAGCUUUAUCCACUGCCUACAAUUUAAUUGCUGUAUGACAUUGUGGACCUUUAAGCAACUACAGCCCAAGUUUGAGUAAUUCUCAUCACUCUCAUCUCAUGUUUCUCUUUUUGUGUCUAAAGGUCUCUAAAUUGAUGUUGUUUUAUUCUUUAUUUUCUAAGAAGACUUACAUUAAUUUUCUUUUUUUCCCCGAUGCAUUGUUCAAUUUAUUAGAACCACUCCAUGGAUUGAUUACUAGUCAAAAAUUGCACAGUUUAGUCUAAGUUACUAUUAUUCUAUUUUAAUAUUCUUUCAUUGAGAGUACUGUGUCCAUACAUAUUGCAAAGUAAAGACUUCACAAGAGAUUAUUAGGUGUUUAAUGUAUUAGAAUUAGCAUCAUGCAAUGAAGCAUUCCCCUUAAGUUAGUGCCUCUCACUUCUUGCAAAAAUGUUAGAGACAUAGUUGAAUUUGCUCAUUACUAAUUGGGAAGUCUUGUACUAGUAGUUAAGGUGUACUAAGUCUCUAGAUUAUUAUGAUGAAAGUUAUAUUUUACAUUAAUGUUAAAAUUUGUUGAAGAUAGUUAGAAUAAUAUUAUUGAGAUCUGAUUAAUGACCUCAGUUACAAAGAUUCUAAUUUUGGAAAUAAUUUACAUUAGAGACAUAUUUACUUAAUGCAAAUGUAAGAUGGCUGUACACUAAAGUUAUUCUGUGUUACUGUCAGAGAAAUGUUUAAUAUGUGCUCUAUUGGAGUACUUUUUGUGUUAGGAUUAAAAUAGAAGCUGCUUUGAACUAAAUUCUAGUAAAUUUGGGAAUCAAAUUGAAUAAAAUU
Molecule: messenger RNA, 3469 nt
Organism: Pocillopora verrucosa
Lineage: Eukaryota; Metazoa; Cnidaria; Anthozoa; Scleractinia; Pocilloporidae
Product: kelch-like protein diablo
Molecular function (GO): protein binding
Source: RefSeq, a predicted model, not a curated record